AUGUCGUCUCCAACACACAACUGCUGCCUUCCGAAGCAACAACAACCGCAAACAACAGCAGGGGAACUGGCAAGCGUCAUGCAGGAAUUGCGUCAACGAUUCAACAAACCGUCGCACCCGAACGAUGUGCCAGUUCAGCCUGUGCAGAAGGAGAAGCAGAAAGAACGGCUUAGCUUUUUCCAGAGGAAGGAUGCCUUCAUGAAGGAGUGUCAAAAGCGUUUCGCAAGGCGUAUUUUCGUUCCGAUCGUGGUCCGGAGUGCAGCCGAACUUCUCAACGACAGGAAACUGUUUCCGGUGGAGGAGUAUUGUGAUCGUCCAAGUUCGCAAUACAAUUGCGAUUAUGGCUGUCAGCAUACCAAAUCCUGCGAAGCUCUAUUCGCGUAUACUCCUGAGCAGAUGGAGCUUGCUGCCAGAUUUGCUCCCGAAACUCCGGAUUUCUUGACAAAAAAGUCCAAGCUGGAAACCUUGGAGAAACCUGAUGAUGAGGAGAAAUCGUCUGAGUACUGCGAUGAGGCCAUUGAUAAGCCUGCUUGCUCUGAGAAAUAUCUUGCCGAGCUUGACCCAAAGCAAAAACUGCAGACGACAACAGAAGAUCUGACGAGUGUCAUGCAAGAAUUGCGUCAACGAUUCGACAAUCGGGCGAACCAGAACCCUGUGCCGGCUCAAUCUGUACAGAAGGAGGAGCAGAAAGAACAGCUCAACUAUCGCCAGAGGAAGUUUGCUUUCCUGAAGAAACAUGGCCACGUAUUCUGGGCCCAGAGCGCGCACCACCUUCUCAGCGACAGGAAGAAACCUCCAUCGCGUAGAUCCUGUCGUCGUGUAGGGCCGCAAUAUGACUGCUUUUCAGGAUGUCAUCACACCAAAUCCUGCCCAGGUCUCUUCGAGUAUCCUCCUGAGGUGAUGAAGUUUAUUGCCGACUGCGAAGCUAGAACUCGCCACAGACACACAACCUUCUCUAUGAAAAAGCCCAAGUUGGAGACCGUGGAGGAGUGUGAUGAGGAAGAGGAACAACUGUCAUCGUAUUCUGUCGAGGCCAUUGGCCGUCCUGCCUGGUCUACCCGCCGACUCAUUGCCAGGUCCUACGACUACCUCACUCCUACUUCACUUGAUGCUGUGACUGCUAACGGUAGAAGCGACAAGGCAGAAGCCAGCAAUUUGACAUCGUCUUCUGAUGACUACUUUGGCCAGUCAUCUGAAAACUUCAGCCUUGAGCCUCUUCUAGGUUCCUUUGAGGGUAAUUUCUUUAAAGCUUCUUUCCCGCUAAGUUUCCUCCAUCAAAUCCCUCCGAUUCUCAGAUAUCAAUUCUACAAAGACUUGCCUUCAAGCUACCAAUCAGAGAAAUUACUUCUUGGACGAGGAGUGGAGUUUGGACUUUGUCUCUGUUGGUUCGUCUUGUGUAAGCCUGAAUACCAUGGAAGAGCUUGAUCCAGAAGGAUGUAAAAACUAAACAAAUUCUCCUCUAAACACCUACAAAAUUUUUCAGGGCAAUUGUUGGAAUACUCUGCUAGACCCUUUGCCUCGUUAGAUGACUUCUUCACUAGAUCGGCGUCUUCCGGAAAUGUCAACUCUCUGAGCAGUGCCGGUCAACUCUCUGAGCAGUACGACCGCGAAGGAAGUGCCGGUUCAAUCUGUGCAGAAGGAGGAGCAGAAAGAACAGCUCAACUACCGCCAGAGAAAGGAUGCUUC
Messenger RNA from Meloidogyne enterolobii, 1686 nucleotides. Lineage: Eukaryota; Metazoa; Nematoda; Chromadorea; Rhabditida; Meloidogynidae. The record is from the annotation of a GenBank genome assembly.